CCUCCGCGGGGGUCGGCGGUCCGCGCCUCUCAGCGUCUCGGGAGCCGGCGCGGGCCGGAGCGGCGCGCCGUGUGUUCGGGCAUGCCCCGCUACGAGCUGGCUUUGAUCCUAAAAGCCAUGCAGCGGCCGGAGACCGCCGCCGCCCUGAAACGGACGAUCGGAGCCCUGAUGGACAGAGGGGCGGUGGUGAGGGGCUUGGAAAGCCUGGGCGAACGCGCACUGCCGUACCGGAUGUCGGCCCACAGCCAGCGGCACAGCCGAGGAGGGUAUUUCUUGGUGGAUUUUUAUGCACCAACAGCAAGUGUGCACAGCAUAAUGGAUCACUUGUCUCGAGACAUUGACGUGAUCAGACCUAACAUCAUGAAGCACCCUCUGACCCAGGAAGUGAAGGAGUGUGAAGGGAUUGUCCCCGUCCCGCUCGAAGAAAAACUGUAUUCCACCAAGAAGAGGAAGUGAGAAGAUUCACCAGAUUUGGGCCUUGUGUUUAAUUCACUGUCUUCAGAGCAUCGUGGAUUAAUCACUUACAAGCUUGGCCUUUGUAAUAAGUGGGCCCCAGGGGCCGUUUGAGUUUUCUAGGCACUGUUAGCUCCUGGUCCCCUUUGCUGUGGGGGGCGGGGGACGGCGGCCGGAGCCACUCUGCGACCUGCGUGGUGCCGGCAGGUGGUUCCCGCCUUCGCUAGAUUCAGUGCAGUGUCUCUGUCAGUGAGGUCGCCCCGCCCUGCGACACUCACGCCAUUUUAAGUGACAAAACAUGAAACUGUCUCGGAUCGCGAGCUGGUCAUUCAGACUGUAUAGCUUUGUGAAAUAAAAUACCACUGUAAAACCA
This is a messenger RNA of Phyllostomus hastatus (greater spear-nosed bat), 826 nucleotides long. It is a transcript of the gene MRPS6, whose product is annotated as mitochondrial ribosomal protein S6. Gene Ontology annotation, cellular component: ribosome; mitochondrial small ribosomal subunit. Gene Ontology annotation, biological process: translation. The record is from RefSeq and is a predicted model, not a curated record. The coding region runs from base 82 to 456 and encodes 124 amino acids. Lineage: Eukaryota; Metazoa; Chordata; Mammalia; Chiroptera; Phyllostomidae. The transcript is spliced from 3 exons. Gene Ontology annotation, molecular function: small ribosomal subunit rRNA binding; structural constituent of ribosome.